UGGUCCAAUUAUCAUGCAGGCGAGACACCGAGGUCCCGUCUGCGAGACGCGUCGUCCUCGCCGCGCUUAAUUCCGACUCGCUGGCGAGGCCUCGUGUCCGCGCGUGGCGUUCACUACGCUGUGGAGAUCCACGACUUGGAUCGGUGAGGUGCUCGUUAGACACACCGCAUACAGAAUUAACUGGAAACUAUGAUUGCUCGAUCUAGCUAUCCAUGUCGACGGGUCUCCAACUACGGUUACACGGUGUAGAUAGAAAUAAUAGCUAACGUGACGACGCGUUUUGCGCGUAACGUGUUCUCGAUACGCGCGCGCAGUGUGCUUUCGCCGUCUACUAAACGCAAAAGUGUCAGGACAUGUUAAAGACAGCUCGCUGCCCGACGUGAUAUUAAAUGCAAACGCAAGUCAUCCGAGAAUGACUUCGAGAAAAUGCGUCUCGCCGUUAUUUCUUCGCAGCUACGCGGAUGGAAAUUACAGCGUGACGUAUCGAAGGUGUUACGUGUCGAUCGUGCGAGACACGAUACGCUCUCCAUCUUCGGAAAACUUUCGAGUCGCUCGACAUUCGUGUGACGUAUGACUGUGGAAGACGCGAUGCACACAGGUGAUACUCUUCGAGGAGAAAGCGCCGCCCGUUAUUAUCAGACGAGACCAAGUGGCCCAAUUUGUAUCGCGCCGUUAAGGAGCGACGGAGAUGAUUUAUGGAAACGGUAGACGCGCUAAUUGCCUGCCGAUGUGAUUCAUCGGGUGGUGUCGUUACAUAUCCGAGGACGUCGGUCACUUUGUGAGGAAGCGGCCUGAAAUAAUCUCAUCGAUUGCAAUGAAGUAUGCAGUUGCUUAAUUACGAUACGGCAUAAUGAGGGAGAUUCGAUGCUUGCUCCUGAGGGUGGUCGGAGCGGUGGUGGUCGGCGCGGCUGUCUGCAGUCGCAUCCCCGGAUUGGCGAAAAGUCAGCGCGAGCAGUGCAGAAAAGCGCCGCACGCAAUGCCGGCGGUGGGCGAAGGCGCCGCGCUGGGUCUGCGCGAGUGCCGGCACCAGUUCCGACAUCACCGUUGGAACUGUUCCCACGUGUCCAACGAUCAGGUCUUCGGCCACGUGGUGGUAGUGGGUAGCAGAGAGGCGGCUUUCACGUACGCGAUAAGCUCGGCCGGCGUCACGUACGCGGUGACCGCAGCUUGCAGCCGUGGCAACAUCACAGCUUGCGGUUGUGAACCGGCUGUAAGGACGAGGAAGGAAUUACCGCCGAACGGUUGGGAGUGGGGCGGCUGCAGCGCCGACGUCACGUACGGGAUGAGGUUCGCGCGUAGGUUUCUGGAUGCGAGAGAGAUCGAAGGUGACGCUCGGAGCCUGAUGAACCUUCACAAUAAUAAAGCCGGAAGAAAGAUAGUUAAGGCUCUUUUGCAAACGGAAUGCAAGUGUCACGGUGUAUCUGGAUCUUGCACUGUGAGAACGUGUUGGCGAACGUUGCCCAGUUUUCGUCAGAUCGGCGAUGCGCUUAUGAAAAAAUAUUACAGGGCUAGACCCGUUAUCGCCAUUACACCGCCUCCCCCACCCACAGUUCAGACACUGGACGCAAUGUCGCAUUCAAUGUUGCCGGAAAUGGUGCCCAUAUUGGGAAACGACGCCAAAACUCAGGGCAAGCCGAACGAUUUCGCCAAGCCGCGGCACAAUCGACAGCCGCUGUUGAAGAAAACCGGCAAGUCCAGGAGGCCGCAUUUGGUCCUGAAAAGGACGAAGGUCACCGGUGGACCGAGUAUAAGCCUGAAGAGAAUUCCAAAAAGGAGCGAGCUAGUUUUUCUUCAACCCUCCCCCAAUUACUGUGAGCCAGAUUUGACGCAAGGCAGCCUCGGCACGCAGGGCAGAUAUUGCAAUCGUACUAGCAAAGGAACCGAUGGAUGCGAUUUAAUGUGCUGCGGUCGUGGCUACAACACACAUCAAUUCACGAGAACCUGGCAGUGCAGAUGCAAGUUUCACUGGUGCUGCCGCGUACACUGCGAGACUUGCAUGGAGCGUACUGAGGAAUACACAUGCAAAUAAUACUGUCGUCGACGUACAACGUGUAUAUAGAUUUGCGAAAUAGUACAUGUAAUUAUAAACGGUAGACCUUAUCUCCACGAACGGAAGAAACGACAUGACGCACGUGAAACGUUAACAUCAUACGUCAUUGCGAAAGCAAAACUAUACAGGGGUAUCAUAAUUUUCAUAAUUAUAUUGUACAAUGUCUCUCUCGAUAAUGUUGAAGUCGAUAGGGGAAUAUCUUUGUAAUUUUUUCGGGCCCUUUAAAAAUUUCGGGUCGCAUGUAGAGUUUUAUGAUAUUUAAACAUUGGAUAUAUUGAAGUGAUCAAAGCCUAAAAUGUAAAAGCGUAAAAAUGGGGCGCGUAAAUAUCGUCCUAUUACGCUAACUUCGAAUCCUGAGAGCAUCGCACCCUAUUUCACCUCGCUAUUACUUUCUAUUCUGCAUUUAGGGACGGGAUUAAAUUUAAUACGUAUUUAUGAAACUUUUAGUCAAUUCAAUGUCUAAAUAUCGUUUCAUCAGGUAAUAUAAGAUAAUUAAAAAAAAAGUAAUAUCGAGUUUUGUAAUAAUUAUAGAUGCAUUUCAGGUAACUGUAAGAAACGUUAUCCAAUCAAGUACCCAACAAUUAAUGUCGAUAUUAUCCGAAAUGUAUUUGAACCUUUUAUACGUAAUAUCUCGAUACCGUCUAGAACGUAUUCAAAUCUUUCGAAAACGUACUGAUAUUGUCCCAUCAAGUAUAUAAUAUCAGCGUCUCAGCUCGAUACCCACAUAUAUAUGCACCUUUCUCCGACAAUAUAAAUUAUUUAUCAUUAGAAGUAAGUAGUGUAAUGCGGAAACUAUCGUAUAACAAAUAAAAUUCUGUAACAUU
This is a messenger RNA of Temnothorax curvispinosus, 2874 nucleotides long. RefSeq names its product protein Wnt-7b (gene Wnt2). The transcript has 8 exons. Gene Ontology annotation, cellular component: extracellular region. Lineage: Eukaryota; Metazoa; Arthropoda; Insecta; Hymenoptera; Formicidae. Gene Ontology annotation, molecular function: cytokine activity; frizzled binding. The coding region runs from base 851 to 2029 and encodes 392 amino acids. The record is from RefSeq and is a predicted model, not a curated record. Gene Ontology annotation, biological process: positive regulation of JNK cascade; canonical Wnt signaling pathway; neuron differentiation.